Messenger RNA from Rhizophagus irregularis DAOM 181602=DAOM 197198, 951 nucleotides. RefSeq lists its product as uncharacterized. The record is from RefSeq and is a predicted model, not a curated record. Lineage: Eukaryota; Fungi; Glomeromycota; Glomeromycetes; Glomerales; Glomeraceae.
AUGCAUUUCGGAAAAUAUGAUCAAAAGUUGAUAGAGCUCAAAAUAGAGCAUAAUGUCGGUCAACUUGAUGCGGAUAGAAUUCGCGCUUUCCAACAAAAAAUCAAAUCUCCAUGGGCGAGCAAUUUACCCAUAAUCGUGUUCACUUAUCUAUUAGAUGAAGGAUACAAACAAUUAGCUAAUAUGAUGAAACCUUACCGUCAAGUAUUCCAUUUCCUCUCCGCAGGCCCUCACGUGAUAAAUUACGCUCCCAGCAUGUUGAGAAAGAAUUUGAAAGAUAAAGAAGAUUUGAUUUUAAAUAAAUGGUUCGUUCCAUUUCCUCCUAGACCAAAAGCGUAUCAAUUAGAUUUAAAUAGUGAUUCACAUAUUCAUCAACAACCAAUUCCUGAGGAAUAUCCUUCCAAAGAUGGAUUCGAAAAUAAUAGACAGCUUAACGUAAUUGCGAAAGGAAUUCUUAUUCAUCCGGACUUAAUGAACUUAUGGAAACAAAUUGGGUAUUAUGAGAUUUAUGACUUGGUCAUGCAAGGAGCACUUCUCAUUUUAUUCCCGCCAACCCCCGCAUCCGAUUGGUCUUACCCAUCUAUUGAAAUAGGAGACUUCUUGUGGGACGCUUUCCUUGCAAUUCGAUCAGGCGAAAAUGUUUAUUUGCUUGCCCAUUUACCUUCAAAUGCUCGUGCUGCAGAAAUUACAAUUAUAACGGCGACCAACACUAAAAAGCAACUAAUUUGUUUAGGUGGCAAAUUUCAAGCGGACGUCCUCCUUUUCCCGGUUAUUUGCUUAUUGGUUAUACGCGUACUUAAAAAAUUUGAUCUUGAAAUCACCAAAUUACCUAAAAUUGGCAAUAUUUCCCGUUAUUACGUUCUAUCAACAAAUCAAAUCUUAUCGGAAGAAACGAUCGCGCCAAAUUGGUCCUGUGGCGGGUCCUUCGUCAUUGAUACCCAAUCACGCACCUAA